UUGGAGGUUAUGGAGUCGGUGAACAGCGGUAAGGUUGUGAUUGUGAUUGUGAUUGCAGUUGAUAUUAAUAUUGCAGUCUCACGUAGCCAUCGUACUAGCCGAUCUAUUCAGAAAUCGAAAUGUCUCUAUACAAAAUAUUUUUAAAAAAAAAUUUUAUACUUAAUAUUGUUUACACAUUUUUUUGAAGAUAGUAAAGAGUAUAAUAAUGAGUAUGUCAGUUAAACUAUGCAUCUGCUGACAUGAUAUUCAAGUAGUGCAAUAACGUGUUUUAAAGGGAUUGCAUUUUCAAUGUAGCAAUCUGCAUUGCACUGUUACUAUUGUUUCACGUAUCAAUGUCUAGCUUGGUGAGCAAGUGUAAGCGACAUCUUCAGCAAAGCGAUGAAGUUAAGUCCUCAUAGUUGUACACAUAAGCCCUGAUCGUUAUGCGCUUGUUUACGAAGAUGUCGCAUUUUGGAUGGAGGGCUACACGUCCUGUCUAAAUGACCGCUUCAGUGGAUUUUGACAUAACAAGGGCCUCUGUGAACGUGACCUGGUUAUGACGCGAUAAGAGCCACAGUUAGUUGCUUUUAUUUAACAGAAACAGUUAUUUUUUUUCUUCAUGAAGUUGGUGUUUCCUAAGGCGCCCAAAACUAUAAUAUAGAAGAGACGUCGUAAUUCUAACAAAUUCUAAAUGAUCCCUAAUUAAGUCAUUAUUUCCGCUAAAGGAGUUCAUUGGUGGAUGAUUUCUACGUUAGAGAAAUACUUUAGAUGUCCUGUGUUUAUAGUUGUUGCAAUUGUAAAAUGUUGUCUUGGUGAAGAUAUCUAUUUAUUUAUGUGCUGAAAAUGAAUAUGUACAUGGUCAUCAACAGACAUUUGCAUUUAUUUGGAUCAAUCGUCAUUUUAAUUGUUUCAUUAAAAAACAAAAUAAAUAAUUGUGUGAAAAAUAAUUGUGAGUUUUUGGCGUCCCUUCAAAGAGGAACUAGAGAACCUCUAAUUGUACAUCCGAUGGGUCGGUAAGUGAACAGAUAUUUAUCUUGUGUUUAUACGCUCUACUGUCGCCAGCUGGUGAUGCGGUGUCAGAAGGAGGCUUGUUGCCAGGUACGCCAGACCUGGCAGAUAAACAAUGAGGGUUUUUUUUUCAUGCAUCUAAAAAUAUAUAUGCUUCGUCUAUGUUGCUGUUGUUGGUUUUUUUUCAAACAGAUACACAUUUGUGAGGUAUAAAAUAUCAAAUGGCAUGUAAUAAAUGCAUGUUUUUACAAUUCAUAGAUGUGAAAGAAAAGUUUUAACUUUUAAAAAAUGAAUGCAAUAAAUUCAUGAUCUUAACAUUCAUUCAUAAAUGCAUGAGAAAGAUGUAUCCUUUUUAAUGGCAAGACGAUUAAGACCAGACUUCAUGUUUAAUUUUUUUUUACAUUCUUGUAUAAGGAACAAUGCAGUCAUUUUUUGCGGUCGCCCUGGUGACGUCACUGUCAGCUGUCGUUCGCGGGGCGGUGCUCGGGGGCGACACGUACUUGUAUGAGAAUGGUAAGUACUUGUAUGAGAAUUGUGAGUACUUGUGUGAGAAUGGUGAGUACUUGUGUGAGAAUGGUGAGUACUUGUGUUAGAAUGGUGAGUACUUGUGUGAGAAUGUUGAGUACUUGUUUGAGAAUGGUGAGUACUUGUGUGAGAAUGGUGAGUACUUGUAUGAGAAUGGUAAGUACUUGUAUGAGAAUGGUGAGUAUUUGAAUGAGAAUGGUGAGUAUUUGUGUGAGAAUGGUGAGUAUUUGUGUGAGAAAGGUGAGUACUUGUAUAAGAAUGGUGAGUACUUGAAUGAGAAUGGUGAGUACUUGAAUGAGAAUGGUGAGUACUUGUAUGAGAGUGGUAAGUACUUGUAUGAGAAUGGUAAGUACUUGUGUGAGAAUGGUGAGUACUUGUGUGAGAAUGGUGAGUACUUGUGUGAGAAUGGUGAGUACUUGUGUGAGAAUGGUGAGUAUUUGAAUGAGAAUGGUGAGUACUUGUGUGAGAAUGGUGAGUACAUGUGUGAGAAUGGUGAGUACUUGUAUAAGAAUGGUGAGUACUUGAAUGAGAAUGGUGAGUAUUUGUGUGAGAAUGGUGAGUACUUGUGUGAGAAUGGUGAGUACUUGUGUGAGAAUUGUGAGUACUUGUGUGAGAAUGGUGAGUACUUGUGUGAGAAUGGUGAGUACUUGUGUGAGAAUGGAGAGUACUUGUGUGAGAAUGGUGAGUACUUGUGUGAGAAUGGUGAGUACUUGUGUGAGAAUGGUGAGUACUUGUGUGAGAAUGGUGAGUACUUGUAUGAGAAUGGUGAGUACUUGUAUGAGAAUGGUGAGUACUUGUGUGAGAAUGCUAAGUACUUGUAUGGGAAUGGUGAGUACUUGUAUGAGAAUGGUGUGUACGUGUGUGAGGAUGGUAAGUACUUCUAUAAGAAUGGUAUGUACUUGUAUGAGAAUUGUAAGAACGACACUUAUGGAAUACAUAUCCUAUUUUUUUAUAUUCGUUAAAAACAAAACGAUGACACACGGGUGGCAGACAUUUUUAUGACAUUGACGGGGACCAAUCGUUGAGUAUCAAAUCUUGUUUUGGGUCAAUUUGAGGGCAAGCACAAGUAGAACAGUUAAAUACGUAUCAAAUUUUAUCUCUCUCUCUCUACAUUUCCUUCUUGUUUUUAAUAUUUAAAAAAAAAAAAGAAAAUUGACAAGAUCUUUCGAAAUUGGGAAUACGUUUUCCUUCGUGGUUAUAGCAGAGAUGGAGGCUACGCGUCAAUUGUUACGUUUUUGGAUCUGAUUUAUAAUGUCAAAAUAGUGUGUUUAUUAUGUUUGUUUGUUUGUUGUUUUUUUUUUGGGGGGGAGGGGUAGUAAGACGUCAAUAUAUAUAUAUAAAAUGGGUGUGCGCUUUACAAAAAUAGUGGUCCUCAAAGAAAUGAACUUAGAGUAAGACUGUGCGAGCUUCCAUUGGGGAUUUUAUUAACAUAAUUAGCAAAAAGCUUGUUUCAGACGCCUCGAUUUAAACAAUGAGCGUGUCUUAUUUCAGCUGCGUCCUACUGGCACGACGGGGCGCACGAUGAGCUGAGGGAGGCACUAAAGGAGCGCCCAGGGGGCGUAGCUAAGAACGUCAUCCUGUUUUUAGGGGAUGGAAUGGGACCAGCGUCAGUGACAGCGGCCCGCAUUUUGGCUGGACAGAAACUGGGCAAAACGGGGGAAGAGUUUGAUUUGAGUUUUGACAAGUUUCCAUACACCGGCUUGGUCAAG
Lymnaea stagnalis (great pond snail) is the source of this 3221-nucleotide messenger RNA. The record is from the annotation of a GenBank genome assembly. NCBI's taxonomy places the organism in Eukaryota, Metazoa, Mollusca, Gastropoda, Lymnaeidae.